Messenger RNA from Thecamonas trahens ATCC 50062, 324 nucleotides. RefSeq lists its product as uncharacterized. Bases 1 to 324 code for a protein of 107 amino acids. The record is from RefSeq and is a predicted model, not a curated record. NCBI's taxonomy places the organism in Eukaryota, Apusomonadida, Apusomonadidae. The transcript is spliced from 2 exons.
AUGAGCGAGAGCGAGGGCUUGCCAGUUGCACGGAAGAAGCAGAUGGUGGUCGAGCGGGAGAAGCUGCAGAAGCUGCAUGACAAAAUCCCUCCCGAGGGUGAGACUAUGGACAUCGAGAAGGCAGCCGGUGCCGGGCCUGCGACAGGGAGCGAGGCUGCUGGUGCCACGCCGAUGGGCAAGCUGGACGGCGCACGCAAGGGCGAGUCGGCCAUCGCGGCGGACAAGAAGAAAAGGCGGGCGUCGGCGCGUAAGGCUGUCUCGCGCAAGAACCGCUCCCGCGCAGGCCGCACCUCGCGCAAGAGCAAGCGAGGCUUUGUCUUCUGA